Trichomonas vaginalis G3 is the source of this 741-nucleotide messenger RNA. RefSeq lists its product as uncharacterized. Bases 1 to 741 code for a protein of 246 amino acids. The transcript has a single exon. NCBI's taxonomy places the organism in Eukaryota, Parabasalia, Trichomonadida, Trichomonadidae. The record is from RefSeq and is a predicted model, not a curated record.
AUGGAUGGCGGGGUCAACGAGAAUCAAGAUGAAGUUCUGAAGCAUGUGCAAGACAAUGUUGCAAAUAAUGUUAAAAAUACGUCUUUUUUAAAUACUUCCAAACCAGAUCAUGAAAUUAUACAUACACCAUCCUUUAGUUUAGCCGAAACACCGCAACCUAGAAUAAUAACGCAAGAAAAUCAAGACCUUUCAGCAUAUUUACCUCUUCAUCAACCGCUUGAGAUUCUCGAAAGAAGAAUUCGUGGAGAUUACCAUCGAUAUGAAUGUCCUACUGAAUCUGUUGCAGAAUUAUACAUGAUAAUACCAGAUUUUGAACCAAACCCUGACGAAUUAGCCUAUGGUUUUACAUAUUCACUUCCAAGGGAUGAAAAUCGAGUUCCUACGUUCUGGGAGAGAAGAGCAUAUGAUUUAGACUCAGAGCUUCUCGAUGACAAAGAAUCUGAAGAACUUGAAAAAGAAGUAGAAGAAAAAAUGAAAAUAGUUUAUGUCCAAAAGAUGAGACGCACAGACUGGCGAGAACAGAAAAGGCUACUUAGAAUUGUGCAAGAAAAUGAGGAGAAACAAGCGGAAUUGGAGGCUGAAUCGCGAAAAUCGAAUUCAUUUUGGAUAGAUCCAUUGCCUCCUGAUCAACGGAAGAAGAAAAAGCAGGAAAACUCUACCUUAAGAAUUCAAUGGUCUAUUGGAGCUGUCUUGACAGAUUCUACUGAUGUUGAGACAGAUCCAGAUGAUUUUAUCUUAUAA